Molecule: messenger RNA, 1687 nt
Organism: Sphaerodactylus townsendi
Lineage: Eukaryota; Metazoa; Chordata; Lepidosauria; Squamata; Sphaerodactylidae
Gene: LTAP1
Product: linkage group 01 C1orf43 homolog
Exons: 7
Coding region: 87-848 (253 amino acids)
Biological process (GO): phagocytosis
Source: RefSeq, a predicted model, not a curated record
GUCACGUGCCGGGGGAGCAGGCCGGCUUCGCGGGCCGCCAUGUUGUGUGGCCCUCUGGGCGGCUGGGCUGGGCGCCGGGGCCGGGGAUGGCGGCGUCCGAGAGCAAGUGGCUCUCUGGGGUGAACGUGGUGCUGGUCAUGGCCUACGGGAGCCUGGUCUUUGUGCUGCUGUUCAUUUUCGUCAAGAGGCAGAUCAUGCGCUUUGCUAUGAAGUCCCGUCGCGGCCCCCACGUCCCCGUUGGGCAGCACGCGUCUAAGGGCUUGAAAGAAGAGACCGACAUCCGACUGUCACGAGUCCAGGACAUCAAAUAUGAGCCUCAGCUACUGUCCCAAGAUGACGUUCGACUCCAUCAGUUGGAGACACCUAAGAGUCCAUUUUGCUACUCCUACCUGUACAGAAUGAAGGCCCUGGAUGCUAUCCGAGAUUCAGAGAUCCCGUUCUCAGCAGAAGGAAGGUACCCCAGGUCCUCAAUCGGGAAGAACUUCCGUGCCUACCUGCUGGACCUGCGGAACUCCAGCACUCCCUUCAAGGGCAUCCGCAAGACUUUGAUCGACACUCUUCUGGAUGGGUAUGACAGUGCCCGCUACGGGACAGGGGCUUUCGGCCAUGCGGAGUAUGUCAAGUACCAAGAAGCGUUGCACGAACUGGCGGCAAUCAUCAAGGCCCGCGGAGGCAGCAGCCAACGGCAGCACCAGUCUGCAGCCAAGGACCUGACGCUCUCCCCCGACGUCUCCAGCACCAUCCAGGUGACCUACCUGCCCUCCAGCCAGAAGAGCAAACGAGCCAAGCACUUCUUGGAGCUCAAGAGCUUUAAGGACAACUACAACACGCUGGAGAGCACCCUGUGACCGCUGCGGGCCGGGGGAAGGGGCGCCAGCCCACAAAACGACUCAAGAGGGCUUUUGCCCGCCGUGCCCGCGCACCGUUGGUUUGCCCAUGUGGACCGAGAGGCAUGCGUCAUGCCUGUGUGCUGGCUGGUGGCGGGUGCCAAAGCGAAGCGGCUUUUCGAUUCAAUGGUCUGAUAUGAAGCAUGUUGCUUCCUUGUGGGGAAGGGGGGCUUCCUGGAUUCUCCAGCCCCCCCCCUUCUGAUUUUGUAAAUAUUGUUAUUCAGUUACCUCUUACGUUAUUUAUAAAGACUCUAUCUAGGCAUGCUUCUCUGUUCCCACCACCUUUUAGAAGGAGCCAAGAAAGGUUAGGGGAGCUACGCGGGUUCUUUCUUUUUUUUUUACUUUUCACCCCGCCAGCCUCCCCUGCCACAGAGUGGGAAUAAACCUUGCUCUUCUUUCUGCCCUCCCUCUCUUUCCUCCUCUGAAUUCUACCCUCCUUUCCUUUUCGAAAGUAUGGCAGGCAGGGGCGGGUCCAGAGUGGCACCUUUUCAAUCGCCCCGUAAUUGAGAUUUUUUUGCCUUUGUUGACGGUGGCGUUUUCUCACCCGGGGCUGUGUCGAGAAAGCUCACCUUGUGUGGUAGGCGGAUGCUGGGCCUCUUCGCUGCUGGCCCCUUUCAGAGAGCAUUUAAAAGCCGGAAGAAACAAGGGGUCCCCGUGAACUGAAAGCAACAGGGCGGCGGGGGAAGUUGGUCCCCAGGCAAGACUCCCGCCUUUUCCCUCCUGGUGGAUAGCCAAAGCCCGCCUUCCCCUCUCUUUUUAAACUGCUGUUUAAUAAAAACGGACGUGUGUCCAGCCUCGCA